Molecule: messenger RNA, 1511 nt
Organism: Phoenix dactylifera (date palm)
Lineage: Eukaryota; Viridiplantae; Streptophyta; Magnoliopsida; Arecales; Arecaceae
Source: RefSeq, a predicted model, not a curated record
UGAGGACCCAGCGGGCGUGUGUUUAGUCCCACAUCGGUUAUUUGCUGGGUAGAUCUUGGGUACUUAUACAGGAUCAAGGAACCCAAAUAAUAACUUCCGGCUAGCCAUUUUGGGUGAGGUCUUGGGUUGUUACAAAACUGGAGGAUGGGAACUCGCACGAAAGGGCUACAACAACUACCUUAACAGAAUCUGAACAAGCAAUUGAAGUCUCGUUACAUGAACAGCCUAAUGGAACUGCCACAGAAGAAUCAGAAGCAACUUCUCAUGAGCAUCUUGUUGAACAGUUGGAGGCUGACAAAGUGCAGCCAACUCUCUUAUCAUCAGACGGUAUUGCAACAACAGACCAACCCGUUGAUUCAAAGGUCAAUAUAAAAACAAGUGAUGUAAAGGAUGUGAAAGUUGAUAAUGUGAUUGAAAAGGUCAUAGUUGAUGUCUCAAACCUGGCUGAUUUUGUGGGCAAACCAGUAUUCCAUGCCGAACGUAUAUAUGAUCAGACUCCAGUAGGAGUUGUCAUGGGUCUUGCUUGGACUGCAAUGGGUGGUUCAACAUUGUAUGUUGAGACCGCCCUAGUGGAGCAAGGAGAAGGGAAAGGUGCACUUCUAUUGACGGGUCAGCUCGGAGACGUCAUGAAGGAGAGUGCGCAAAUAGCUCAUACCGUAGCCAGAGCAAUAUUGCUUCAGAAAGAACCAGACAAUCCAUUUUUUGCAGACUCCAAGCUCCAUUUGCAUGUGCCGGCUGGUGCUACCCCCAAGGAUGGACCAAGUGCAGGGUGCACCAUGAUAACCUCAAUGUUGUCUCUUGCCAUGAAAAAGCAUGUUAAAAAAGAACUUGCAAUGACUGGUGAAGUAACAUUGACAGGACGGAUUCUCCCAAUUGGUGGGGUAAAGGAGAAGAUAAUUGCUGCAAGAAGAAGUGAGGUGAAGACUAUCAUAUUCCCAUCAGCUAACAGAAGAGAUUUUGAUGAGCUUGCUGCCAAUGUGAAGGAAGGCCUUGAAGUUCACGUCGUAGAUGAUUAUAACCAAAUAUUUGAGCUGGCUUUUGGAAGCAACUCUAAGCCACAAAUCUAAGUCUCUGAUCCACCUGUAUUGGGUCUUCACAUGUUAUAGUUUUCUUGACGACUGCAAGAAAUUCCAUGGUAGUUCUUCAUGAUGCAGCCACCAUGGACCAAUUCCAAAGAGUUUUAGCCUUUUAUUGAGGUCAUGGACAAUUCCUAACGGGCUUCCUAGAGCAUCCAUGAUUUGAAUGCUUGCAUGUACUGAUGCCUGAAGAUUGUUUAUUAAUUAUGUCUUACAACCUUUGCGGAAAAAAAACCAUAGCACGGCUGUAUUUUUUGUGAUCUUUUCUGGAGGUGGAUGGUGGUCAAGAUAUAAAUACAUUAUUUCGGCAUUUUUGUUUUCAUCAAUACUCAAAUGUAAACUACUCUCAAAACCUAAAUUUUUUAUUCAUUCAAAUGUAUGAUGAUAGCUGAUUAUUAAUUUGAUCAUGUUUGCUGGAUUGGUUUCAACUUUCAA